Messenger RNA from Rosa chinensis, 2659 nucleotides. Its product is annotated as pentatricopeptide repeat-containing protein At2g22070. The coding region runs from base 184 to 2535 and encodes 783 amino acids. Gene Ontology annotation, molecular function: protein binding; RNA binding; zinc ion binding. The record is from RefSeq and is a predicted model, not a curated record. Lineage: Eukaryota; Viridiplantae; Streptophyta; Magnoliopsida; Rosales; Rosaceae. Gene Ontology annotation, biological process: RNA modification. The transcript has a single exon.
GCUGUCCUACACCUUCAUUCUUACUUUGGAUUUUGGCCAGAGAGGCUCUGUUUCAAACGGCUCUUUCUGUCUGCGGGAAUUCCCGCCAGGCUUAAAAGUUAACGUCAACCUCUCUCACAAACAUAAACAUAACCUUUUCUUGAUUGGUUUAAUUACCACACACAGCAGUUGCUCUCUAUUCUGAUGGAGGCCCCAAACCCUCUGACCACUUCGUCGGAUUUCUACGCCUAUCACCUCCAAGCAUGCCUAAACAAGAGACACCCAUUUGCCGGAAAAUCCAUCCAUGCCCAGAUCAUCAAGUCAGGGCUUCACCUAGGUGUGUUCUUGAUGAACAAUCUCAUGAACUAUUACAUCAAAACUGGGUCUUAUGUCGAUGCACGCAACGUGUUCGAUGAAAUGCCUGUGAGAAACAAGUUUUCAUGGAACACGAUUCUCUCUGGUUACACAAAGCAGGGAAGGCUCGAUGCAGCUUGGGGUGUUUUUAAUGAAAUGCCUGAACGCGACUCGGUUUCGUGGACUGCGAUGAUUGUGGGUUAUAAUCAGAUGGGGAGAUAUGGUAAUGCGAUUCGGAUGUUCUUGGACAUGGUUUCGGAUGGAGUUCCUGUGACCCAGUUCACUGUUACUAACAUUCUUUCGGCUUGCGCUUCGAUUAAGGGUUUGGAUAUUGGUAGGAAGGUGCAUUCCUUUGUUGUUAAGCUCGCAGUUGGCAGUUAUGUUUCGGUUGGGAACUGCCUUUUAAAUAUGUAUGUGAAAUGUGGUGAUCCGGGGACUGCACAGAUUGUUUUUGAUAGGAUGAGAUUGAAAAAUGUAUCGAGCUGGAAUCAUAUGAUUAUGUUACAUAUGCAAUGUGGUCGUGCAGACCUUGCUCUUGCACAGUUUAAUCAAAUGACGGAGCGCGACAUUGUUUCUUGGAAUUCAAUUAUUGCUGGAUACAACCAGCAUGGGCUCGAAAUGGAAGCAGUGGCUACCUUCUUAAGUAUGGUGAAGGAUUCUUUUCUAAAGCCUGAUAAGUUCACCUUGGCAAGCAUCUUGUCAGCUUGUGCUAACCUUGAGAAGUUGGAACUUGGAAAACAAAUACAUGUUCUUAUUAUAAGAGCUGGAUUGGACACAUCCGAAGCAGUGGUUAAUGCUUUGAUUUCAAUGUAUGCCAAGUCUGGUGGGUUGGAAAUUGCUGAAAAGGUUUUAGAGCAAUGUGGGACUUCAGAUCUCAAUCUUAUAGCUUUUACUUCCUUAUUGGAUGGAUACAUUAAGGUUGGGGAUGUUAACCCAGCGAGACAGAUAUUUGACUCAUUGAGAGAAUGUGAUGUGGUAGCAUGGACAGCUAUGAUUGUCGGUUAUGUGCAGAAUGGGUUGAAUAAUGAUGCUUUGGAGCUCUUUAGGUCAAUGAUAGAAGGAGGCCCCAGGCCAAACAACUACACCUUAGCAGCUAUGUUAAGUGUCAGUUCAAGCUUGGCUUCUUUGGAUUAUGGAAAACAAAUUCAUGCAAGUGCUAUACGAACAGGAGAAGUGUCUUCGGUUUCUGUGGGCAAUGCUCUAAUUACCAUGUAUUCCAAAGCUGGAAGCAUCAGUGGUGCAAAGCAAGUUUUCAAUCUGAUUGACCGGAAUAGAGAUACUGUUUCUUGGAGUUCCAUGAUUAUAGCCCUGGCUCAACAUGGUCUUGGGGAAGAAUCCAUUGAACUAUUUGAGAAGAUGCUGUCACUUGGUAUUAGGCCCGACCAUGUAACUUAUGUUGGGGUGCUCUCUGCUUGUACACAUGUGGGGUUGGUCGACCAGGGCAGGAGCUACUAUAAUUUGAUGAGGAGUGUACACAAGAUUGAACCCACCCAUAGCCAUUAUGCAUGUAUGGUUGAUCUGCUUGGGCGUGCUGGGUUACUUCAAGAAGCAUACGACGUGAUACAAAAUAUGCCAAUUGAACCUGAUGUAAUAGCUUGGGGUUCACUUUUAUCUGCUUGUAAGCUUCAUAAAAAUGUUGAUUUGGCUAAAGUUGCAGCAGACAAAUUGCUCCUUAUUGAACCAGACAACAGUGGGGCCUAUUCAGCCCUUGCUAAUUUGUAUUCAGCUUGUGGAAGGUGGGUAGAUGCUGCAGAAGUAAGAAAGCUAAUGAAGAAUAGGAGAGUGAAGAAAGGCCAAGGAUUUAGUUGGCUUGAGUAUCAGAACAAAGUCCAUGUGUUUGGGGUUGAUGAUGGAGUUCACCCACAGAGAGAUGGAAUCUACAAGAUGAUGGAGAAAAUCUGGAAAGAGAUUAAAAAUAUCGGUUUUGUCCCUGAUACUGAGUCAGUAUUGCACGACGUUGCAGAAGAAUUGAAGGAGAAGAUGCUUAUGCAUCACAGUGAGAAACUUGCAAUUGCAUUUGGGCUAAUAAAUACUCCAGAGAACAGUACGCUGAGGAUUAUGAAGAACCUCAGAGUUUGUAAUGAUUGUCACUCUGCCAUUAAAUUUAUAUCCAAGCUUGUGGGAAGAGAAAUCAUUCUGAGAGACGCUACUCGUUUUCACCAUUUUAAGAAUGGGACUUGUUCUUGUCGGGACUAUUGGUAGGCAUAAGGAUGAAGAUUUAAAGAUGGUUUAGUGUUCAAGUGUACAAAGAUUGUUGUAUGUAGAGGUUGAUACUCUACAUUAUCCAAAAAAAAGAGAAGAGGUUGAUACUCCACAAAAGCAGCAG